Messenger RNA from Alternaria arborescens, 936 nucleotides. RefSeq lists its product as hypothetical. The coding region runs from base 1 to 936 and encodes 311 amino acids. The record is from RefSeq and is a predicted model, not a curated record. NCBI's taxonomy places the organism in Eukaryota, Fungi, Ascomycota, Dothideomycetes, Pleosporales, Pleosporaceae. The transcript has 2 exons.
AUGACAAUCGCUAUCAACAGUGCGACAGGCAAGCUCGGCGGUGGUAUCUUACAGGCCAUCCUCGAAAACAAACUGAUCGACCCGAAGGAACUAGUCGUUUGCACUUCCUCAAAUCCAGAUGACUCGCGUUUCGAUGCUCUCCGCUCCCAAAACAUCGAUCUGCGCCAGGCCAACUUCAACGAUGCCUCCUCACUCAAGAAAGCAUUUUCAGGAUGUGACACCCUUCUCCUCAUCUCCUCGCCAAUCAUCGAAAUGGACUACAACGACGCCCCUCUCUGGCAAGGCCGCGAGAAACACCAUCGCGCUGCGAUUGAUGCUGCGCUCGAGGCAGGCGUGAAGCACAUUUAUUACACAUCACUCGCUUUCAGCAGCACCAGCACGGCAGGCGUGAUGCGCGCACAUCUCCGCACAGAGUCGUAUUUGCACGACCUGGAGAAGGAAGGCAAGGUGAAGGUUACCAUCAUCAGAGAAGGUCUGUACAACGAAGGCUGGCCCGUAGCCUUCGGAUAUUAUGAUCUCAAGGAUGAUACGAGAAAGGAAAUUGUUGUCGCGGGCGAUGGCGGCCUGAGCUUCACCAGUAUCGCCGAUAUAUGCUUUGGAACGGCCAAGGUGAUCGCUGGGUCGGGCGAGUAUUGGAGUGGGAAGACGGUACAUAUCUCCCAAAGGAAGGCGUGGACACUGCAGGACAUUGCGAAGAUUGUCAGCAAAGUCAAGGGUCAGGAUGUUCAGGUCAAGGUUGUGAGCAGGAAGGAGUUUGAUGAUUUCUACAUCGGGAGAGGGAUUGACCGUGGUCAAGUCGAGUGGUGGAGCAGCGCGUACGAUGGGAUCAAGAAUGGAGAGUGCGACAUUGAUGACCCUACGCUCGAGGAAUUUUUGAAGGAGGCUGGCAGACGCCCGGAACCGCUUGAGCCAACCAUCGAGAAGAUGUUGAGCUAA